AAACUAUUCCUUGCAGACUCCAUUUUGUGAAAGAAGAGCAUGGACAACAUCGGGAAUAAGAAGAAUCCAAUUUAAAACAAAAUGUAUUAAUGCUUCUGUCUAGAGACAGAAUGGAUUCAGAAAAUAAAUGCAGAUAUGUUUGACAGUCCUGUUUGAACUAAUACACUUCUGGAUUCAUUUUUACUCGUUGUAAAGCACUACCUGUACAAUGAGAAGACGAGAGAGGAGGAGGAGGAGAAGAGAGAAAAAGGAUGUUCACGCACAUAAAGCAGCAUCUCCAGAACCCAGCUGUGUGUCUAUGAAGAGUGACACAUCUAUGCCUCUACCACCUGGUCUCAGGGAUGGAGCAGUGACCUCUGACCCUGAAACUACCUAUACAAUGAGUCUAUGGAAGAAGGCAGAGAAUCAGGCAGAGGAUGUUCACGAACAUAAAGCAGUAUCUCCAGAACCCAGCUGUGUGUCUAUGAAGAGUGACACAUCUAUGCCUCUACCACCUGGUCUCAGGGAUGGAGCAGUGACCUCUGACCCUGAAAUGUGCAGUGUGAUAAGGUCAGCAAUGCCCUGUCAGAACUGCUUUGACCCUAACUCUCAGACCCACACAGAUGCCCUGAAGAGAGUCAAAGACCAAAACAAAACCAGCAUGAAGAACAAGUUUGAGAGCUUAUUUGAGGGAAACAAACUAGAAGCAAAUCAAACCCUCCUGAACAGGAUCUACACACAGCUCUAUAUAAUAGAGGGAGAGAGUGGGGGGGUGAAUGAGGAACAUGAGGUUUUACAGAUGGAGAAAACGGCAAGAACACAAGACACUCCAAUCUACUGCAAUGACAUCUUUAAACCCUUAGCUCAACCUGAAUAUAAAAAUCAAAGAAAACAGAAGAAAAACAAAAUCAAGACUGUUCUUACUAAAGGCAUUGCUGGAAUUGGAAAAACCAUCUCUGUGCAGAAGUUUAUUCUAGACUGGGCUGAAGGAAAAGCAAAUCAGGAUGUAGAUUUCAUGUUUGUUCUUCCAUUUCGAGAGCUGAAUUUGAUUAAAGAUCACCAGUACAGUCUUCACAGACUUCUGCUGGACUUUCAUCCGGAACUCCAAGAUGUGGACUCAAAGAUUUAUGAAGAGUGUAAUGUUGUGUUGAUCUUUGAUGGUCUGGAUGAAAGCAGAAUGACAUUCUUGUUUUCAGACAAUGAGAACGUUUCUGACAUUAAUAAAUCUUCAUCAGUGGGUAUGUUGAUGGCUAGCCUUAUCAGAAAAGACCUGUUUCCAUCUGCUCACAUCUGGAUCACCUCCAGACCAGCAGCAGCCAAUCAGAUCCCCUCAAAAUACAUAAACCGAGUGACGGAAAUUCAGGGAUUCACUGAGCCUCAGAAGGAGGAAUAUUUCAGGAAGAGAAUCAGUGAUGAGCAUCAAGCAAGCAGAAUCGUCUCACACAUCAGGAGAUCAAGAAGCCUCCACAUCAUGUGUCACAUCCCUGUCUUCUGCUGGAUCUCAGCCACUGUGCUUCAAAACCUGAAAGAUGACAGUGCAGAAAUCCCUCAAACUCUGACCGAAAUGUACAUCCACUUCCUGCUGACUCAGAUCAACAUGACGAAUCAGAAGUAUGAUGAGAGAAAACCAAAGGAACAGUUACAGUCCAGCAGAGAAGUGAUUGUGAAACUUGCUGAACUGGCUUUUAAACAGCUGAUGAAGGGCAAUGUGAUGUUCUAUGAGGAGGACUUGAGAGAGAGUGACAUAGAUGCGACAGACGCCUCAGUGUAUUCUGGGAUUUGCACUGAAAUCUUUAAGGAGGAAUCUGUGAUUCAUCAGAGGAAAGUCUACUGCUUCAUACAUCUGAGCUUUCAGGAAUUUCUAGCUGCUUUCUUUGUAUUUUACUCCUGUUUAACAAAGAAUAUUGAAUCACUGAAGUUAUUUCUGGAUGAAAGAUAUCAUUGGUACAGCUGGAGAAUGUCUUUGCAUGAGCUACUAAAAGAAGCAGUCAAUAAAUCCUUACAAAGUGAAAAUGGACACCUAGAUCUUUUUCUGCGGUUCCUGUUAGGUGUCUCAGUGGAGUCUAAUCAGAGACUCUUACACAAUCUACUGACACACACAGAGAACAGCUCAGAGGACAUCAUGAUAAUCACACAGUACAUUAAAGACAAAAUCAAGAGUGAUGAACAGCUUUCAGCUGACAGGUGCAUCAAUAUUUUCCUCUGUCUGCUGGAAAUGAAUGAUCAAACUCUGUACAGAGAGAUACAAGAGUUUGUGAAAUCAGAGAAACAUUCAAUGAAUCGACUCUCUCCUGCUCACUGCUCAACAAUUGCCUACAUGCUUGAGAUAUCAGAGGAGGUGCUGGAUGAGUUUGAUCUGAAGAAAUACAACACAUCAGAUGAAGGCAGAAGGAGACUGAUACCAGCUGUGGUGAACUGCAGAAAAGCUGUAUUUGCCUUCUGUAAUCUCACUGGUCAAUGCUGUGAAAUUUUGUCUUCAUCUCUACAAUCAUCAAACUCCUCACUGAAAGAGCUUGACCUGAGUAACAAUAACCUUCAAGAUUCAGGAGUGGAGCUCCUCCUGAACAAUUCACACUGUCAACUCCACGUACUGAGAGUUGCUUACUGUAAUCUUACUGAUCAGUGCUGUGAAAGUGUGUCUUCUUCACUACAAUCAACAAACUCCUUACUAAGAGAGCUGGACAUGAGUAACAACGACCUGCAGAAUUCAGGAGUAAAGCUGCUCUCUGAUGGACUGAAGAGUUCACAUUGUCAACUCAAUAUACUGAAGUUAUCUGGUUGCAUGGUGACAGAGGAAGGCUGUUGUUAUCUGGCUUCAGCUCUGAGUUCAAACCCCUCACACCUGAGAGAGCUGGAUCUGAGCUACAAUCAUCCAGGAAAAUCAUUAGUCAAGCUGCUCUCUGAUCCAAACUACAGUCUAUACAAACUCAACGUGGACUGUGGAGGAACGUUCAGGAUUACAGCAGGACUACAAAAAUAUGCAUGUGAUCUCACGCUGGAUUUAAACACCACAAACACUCAUCUUACUCUGACUGAGAGGAACAGAAGGGUGACGUAUGUGAGAGAGAAGCAGGCAUACCCUGCUCAUCCAGAGAGAUUCGAUGAGUGCGCUCAGGUUCUGUGUAGAGAGAGUCUGUCCGGACGCUGUUACUGGGAGACUGACUGGAGUGAGAGGGAAGGGGUUGUUGUAUCGGUCACGUAUAAAAGAAUCGGCAGGAAAGGAUGGCGCAGUGAGUCUUUGUUUGGAUACAACAAAAAGUCCUGGAGUCUGAACUGUUCAAAUAACAGUUUCGCUGUCAGACACAAUAAUAAGAGCACAGAAAUAUCUGUCCCUUUACAUCACUCUAACAGAGUAGGAGUGUAUCUGGACCGGCCGGCGGGCUCUCUGUCCUUCUACUCUGUCUUUGACACACACACGCUCACACACUUACAUACGGUUAACACCACAUUCACUGAACCCCUCUAUGCUGGAUUUGGAUUUAAUUAUGCUGAUAAUUCAGUGUUUUUGUGUAAGAUUACGCGGCCUCCUGUGGAAAAACAACUGAGCUACAGAUGAACGCGAUACGCUUUUUCUGUACCUUACGCAGAUGGAUAAUUUAAAUUUUAAUGCGUACCAUUCAGCCAAAGGUUUACUCUGUGAACACAAUAAUACGAGUUGUCAAACACUGGGUGCGGUGAGGUGACUUUAUUCUACUGACUCUUUAAAAGUCAACGAGUUCAGGGGCCCAGAAAACCGUAGCGACGCCAUUAAAAGCAAACUUAACAUCAAUCUCUGAGAGAUCGCUCUGUUGCUAUGGUAACUAGGUUUCAGGUGUAGGCUGAUGCAUUGAGUGCGAAAUGUAAUAGCAUCGGUAUUUAUACGAUACAUUUAAUAAAGAGAUGAAAUGGUA
This is a messenger RNA of Puntigrus tetrazona (Sumatra barb), 3869 nucleotides long. Its product is annotated as NACHT, LRR and PYD domains-containing protein 3-like. Gene Ontology annotation, molecular function: protein binding. The record is from RefSeq and is a predicted model, not a curated record. NCBI's taxonomy places the organism in Eukaryota, Metazoa, Chordata, Actinopteri, Cypriniformes, Cyprinidae. The transcript is spliced from 9 exons. The coding region runs from base 209 to 3535 and encodes 1108 amino acids.